AUGGCUACAAGAUUGGGUAAGGAAGCAGUGGAUCAACAUAAUGUGGAGUUCAAUACAAUGUUUACAGAAAUAUGUUUACCCUAUUAUGAAAAGAUCGCUGAGUAUAAGAAGGAUGAUCUAAGUGAUGAUAGAGGAAAGUCAUAUUUCUCAGAAACUCCGGAUAAAAAUCAAUCAUAAUACGGAAAUAGCUUUUUGAGACUUAUUCUCGAGAGCAUAGAGGCUUGGGCUAAAAUUUACACAUGUAAGAGUGAUUAAGUGACAAUAUCUCCUUUUUUUCUGGCAUAUGCAAGACUAGUGGUGAAGAGAGUCAAAUUUCCCGAGGUUUUCAAAUAUUACAAGCAGGAAGAAGUGGAUAAGAAUACAUCUGCCACUUUUAAGACACAUUCCAAAAAUAUAGCAUAGGUCUUGGAGGAGAGUAAAUUACCAAAGCCAGUUCAAUAGAUUUAACAACAGGAUCCACAAUUUAGAUAGAAUCAACAACCAAUUUAAACAGAAAAAGUGCAGAAACCCCCUUAUACUCCUGGAUCUGGUCCUGUAAGUGAAAUCUAAAGGGAAAUUAACUAGAGUGCGCAAUUGUUGAUUAAUUAGUAUAGCCAAUUGAAAGCUGAAUUAACGGAGAAGGCCUUAAGCUUAGGCUUUAAGGCUACAAGUCAGUACAUUAAGGACUUGAAGGAAGUCAACUAGAGCUUGUUUCUUCUGAAGGAAAAGAUCGAUAACAAAGUUGAAGAACUCUUAAGUUAGGAUGACGAAGAUAGUUCUUUGGAACUGUUGAAUGUUUAGGAUGAGAUAAAGAUUCUCUAUUAAUACUAUCAAAAGCUAUAAAAGGAGGAGUUGACUCCACAACAAUACAAAAAUAAAUUCGAGGUAUACAAACAAUAAGCUCCCAGAUAACAGAAAGGCCAUUUGCAAUCUAUCUAUGAAGAGACUGAGAAUUCUUAGUCAUCAAUGCAAUUCGGUAAAGUUGAUAAGAAGUUUGCUCCAAAUACCAACAUUGACAGUCUUGGUUUGCAGUAUAAUCCUGAGUAAAUUAUGCAUGAUUUUCAAAUCCAGUUAAGUGGUAUAACAGAGCAACACGAGAGAGAAAAAUUAAGGAUCCAAUAGGAACAUUAGUAGGAGGUAUCAAGUCUGAAAAAGCAAAUACAAGAGUCAAAUUAGAUUAGGAACAUGUUGGAUAAUCAAGUGUAGGAGUUCAAAAAAAAGGAGAAUAGAUACAAAGAAAUUGAGUAGCAGUAUAUAGACAGUCAAAAGCAGAAAAAUAAUUCAUCUUAAUCAUCAUCAGAUGAUGUCAAAAGAAUCAAUACUACAUUGACUGAUUAAAUAAAGGCAUUGAAAUUAUAAAAUGAAUAAAUGUAGAGUUAAAAGGAAAAAGAUAGGAAUGAUAUAGAUAAAAUGAGAAUUCACAUAGCAGAAUUAAAGGAGGAAAAUGAAUUUUAUAAAGACGAAAUAAAAAAUCUAAAGUAAUAACUGAAUACGGAGAAAAAUCAAGGGAACUAAAGAUUACAAUAAUUGGAGGAAAGUCAUAAAUAAGAGAUUAGAUAACUACAAGAGUAGAUGAAAUUCUCUCCUUAUCUUGAUAAUCAUAAUCUCGACAAAACUCCAAGUAGGGAAAUUUCUGAUCUUUAGAAAAGAUUAGAAAAUGAGAAGUCUAGAUCUGCAAAUUUAAUACAAGAUGUUAGUCAUAAAAGUGAACAAAUUAAAAUCUUAGAGUAGGAGUUGAAAGCUAAAUAACUAGAAUUAGAAUAAUCAAAAGCUGAAUAAAAUGUUUAGAAUACUGCAUUGAACAUUUAAAUCUAAUAGAAACAUUAAGCAGAAAUCCAAAAUUAUAAACAAUAAUAUUUAUCAUUAGAAACAUCGAAGAAGAUUGAAGAAAAUUCAUAUAAAGAGAAACUGAAUCUCCUUGAAUAGAAGUUAAAAAUCUAAUUUAGUGAGAAUGAGAACCUGAGAAAUGAAACUUAAUUCCUUAAGAACAAGGUCUAAGAAUUAAAUCAACAUUUAUAAUUCGAGAAAACAUAAUAAAAGACUGAACAGAUUUAAAUUGAACCUCAAUAACCAUUACUUAAUAAUAAACUUGAUUUGUCGAAGAUCAAAGAGAGUGGUUUUGAGUAUGUGUAAGUCUAGUCCCCUUAGUCAAUUUCAAGCAAAUAAAAUUAUUCUUAAGUUGUUAAUACAGCAAACCAAAAUAAACUAGAGAGACCUUAAUCUAAUGUUCCCUAUUCUGGCUAUCUAAACUUUUAAAAUUUACAGAUUGAGUUUGUUGACAAUGUUAAGAAUUUAUUCAUAAGAACCUAAUAGAUUAAGGUGCCAGUGCAAAAUGAAAUGAUAUACCCAUAUCUUACAGCAGAAGAAUACUAUUAGAAGAAGAUUCGUCCCCAUAAAGGGAUUGUUUUAUAAUGCAAAAGGACCAUACCUAGUAUGAUUAUUAAUCAAUAAAAUUUGCAAUUAUACAAAAUGUACCAUUUGAAUAGAGUCAAUAAUACUAUUUUUGUUGAUAAUUCAGAACUUAAAAUCGCAGUCAUAAAAUAAAUACAAAAAGUCGGGUCUCAGUUUUAUAUUAAUUAUGGUAUAUAUUUCAAAACAGACGUACAGAGUUUGAAUUUAAAGGCAUAUAUGAAAAACUUGAUGAACUUUGAAACCUUAUGGACAUCACAGCAAGAAAUUUAAUAAAAUUUAUAGAGAAAACAACAAUUGCUCUUGGAAGUAAGUAUUAAAUUACAACAAUCAGAAAUCUCUGAAGUGCCAAUAUUGGAAGUCAAUUAUAAUAAUAAGAUCUAAUAAGUUUUAUUGCCUUUACAAAUUCUAAGUUUGAUUCAAUACCGCAAAAUUAGUAAAAUUGGAUAUCAAAGAAAGUGGAAGACUGCCAAGAUAUACAGAUCGGAAGUGUUUGAAUACAAUACAUUAAUAUUGUCUAAUCAUCUAGAUAUCACUAGGUUAAAUGAAUGUUUUUCUAUCACAAAUCCAGAAAAGUUAGAUAGUUAUGCCCAAGGUUUGGAUGAAAUUAAAUAUUUUGCUCAGUUUUAAUUGUAAUUUUACAAUUUAGAGGGAAUCAUAAAAUUUGAAUUGAUGCCGAAUCAAAAAAUGAUUAUCUUUGUAGGUCUAGAGAAUUCUAAACAAAGUGCGUAGAUUUAGAGAUUGAUAAGUGUAUUUUAGGAAAUUUUUACCUGA
Messenger RNA from Paramecium tetraurelia, 3162 nucleotides. RefSeq lists its product as uncharacterized. The transcript has 2 exons. NCBI's taxonomy places the organism in Eukaryota, Ciliophora, Oligohymenophorea, Peniculida, Parameciidae. The record is from RefSeq and is a predicted model, not a curated record.